Messenger RNA from Lepisosteus oculatus (spotted gar), 4934 nucleotides. RefSeq names its product paired box 7a (gene pax7a). Gene Ontology annotation, molecular function: RNA polymerase II cis-regulatory region sequence-specific DNA binding; DNA-binding transcription factor activity, RNA polymerase II-specific. Gene Ontology annotation, biological process: anatomical structure development; regulation of transcription by RNA polymerase II. The record is from RefSeq and is a predicted model, not a curated record. NCBI's taxonomy places the organism in Eukaryota, Metazoa, Chordata, Actinopteri, Semionotiformes, Lepisosteidae.
UCCUCCUAAACCGUGCGCCAAAGUUGGCCACUUCAACUACUCCCAACCUCUAAGCAGACUUUUCCGUCAAAAACUACCAGACCUUUUAGUAAAACACAGCACAGAAUUCAAUAACCUUUGCCCACUUGUGAGUGUAAGAUCCAUUGCCCCCACACAAACUCACAUUUACUCCACCUUGCGAUCAGUGUUGUUGUUAUCUAUCCAUGAUUCUUGUCAUUCAACUUCAGAACGACAUUUUUUUUCUCUUUUGGGGGGUUUAGCGUCCCAAGUCGUCUGGCUGGACCUAUUUUUUUAUUCCCUUUUUUUCUUUUUUUGUUUUUUUUAAAAAAAAAAAACAGAAGACGGCGCUAAGUAAUUUUCACGUUAUUUUUGUUCGCGGCAAAGCAAAUAGUCAUCCUGUCUGGACUUGUUUGCGCCAUUAAGAACUUGGCUUGAUCUGUGACUGCUCUUCUGUUGACAGUAGAGAAUGGCUACAUUACCAGGAACAGUACCUCGAAUGAUGAGACCAGCGCCAGGCCAGAACUAUCCUCGCACUGGAUUUCCCUUAGAAGUGUCAACACCUCUGGGUCAGGGCCGGGUGAACCAGCUCGGCGGUGUGUUCAUUAACGGCAGGCCGCUGCCGAAUCACAUCCGACACAAGAUAGUCGAGAUGGCACAUCACGGUAUAAGACCCUGCGUGAUCUCACGGCAGCUCCGAGUUUCCCACGGCUGUGUAUCCAAAAUCCUUUGCCGGUACCAGGAGACGGGUUCUAUUCGCCCCGGGGCUAUCGGAGGAAGCAAACCCAGGCAGGUAGCAACGCCUGACGUGGAGAAAAGGAUAGAAGAAUACAAGCGGGAGAACCCGGGCAUGUUCAGUUGGGAGAUCCGGGACAAGCUGCUGAAGGACGGGGUGUGUGACAGAAGCACAGUUCCUUCAGGUGAGGCCCCAUCUGUCAGCUCCAUUAGCCGGGUUCUGAGAGCAAGAUUCGGGAAGAAAGAUGAUGAAGACGAUUGUGAUAAAAAGGAUGAUGAUGGGGAAAAAAAGACGAAGCACAGCAUCGACGGGAUACUGGGCGACAAAGGCAACCGCAUGGACGAGAGCUCAGACGUGGAGUCGGAGCCGGAUCUGCCCCUGAAGCGCAAGCAGAGGCGCAGUCGGACCACCUUCACGGCGGAGCAGCUGGAGGAGCUGGAGAAGGCCUUCGAGAGGACGCACUACCCAGACAUCUACACCCGCGAGGAGCUGGCCCAGAGGACCAAGCUGACAGAGGCCCGCGUGCAGGUGUGGUUCAGCAACCGACGAGCCAGGUGGCGCAAGCAAGCAGGAGCCAAUCAGCUGGCUGCUUUCAAUCACCUGUUACCUGGCGGGUUCCCGCCCACUGGAAUGCCCACUCUGCCAACGUAUCAACUUCCUGAGUCUACCUAUCCCACCACCACAAUAUCACAGGAUGGCAGCAGCACAGUUCACCGGCCCCAGCCGCUCCCCCCCUCCACCAUGCACCAGGGCGGGCUCACGGCCGACAGCAGCUCCGCCUACGGCCUCUCGUCCAACCGCCACAGCUUCUCCAGCUACUCGGACACCUUCAUGAGCCCGUCAGCGUCCAGUAACCACAUGAACCCGGUCAGCAACGGGCUUUCUCCACAGGUGAUGAGCAUUCUGAGUAAUCCCAGCGCAGUUCCACCCCAGCCCCAGCACGACUUCUCCAUCUCCCCCCUGCACAGCAGCCUGGAGUCCUCGAACCCCAUCUCAGCCAGCUGCAGCCAGCGCUCUGACCCCAUUAAGAGUGUGGACAGCCUGCCCUCCUCUCAGUCCUACUGCCCACCGACGUACAGCACCACCAGCUACAGCGUGGACCCCGUUACUGCUGGCUACCAGUAUAGCCAGUAUGGCCAGACUGCAGUCGACUACCUGGCCAAGAACGUGAGCUUGUCCACGCAGAGGAGGAUGAAGCUGGGGGAGCAUUCGGCGGUCCUGGGACUUCUUCAGGUGGAGACGGGACAGGCCUACUGAACCCGGUCUCCCCCGGUCCCCUUUCUCCCUUCCACUCUCACUCCCCCCUCCUCCCCCCCACCCCCUCACCCUUUCCACCUCCACCCUCACUUCCUCAUCCCCCGAUGUCUGCGCUCCAGUCCGGCGGCGGCCGGUGGAGUCCGGCCUGCGCGUGUGCUCGGGGUGUUUUCCACGCGCGAGUAAACGCGCUUGAAGUCACUUGUGGGACAGAACUGAAGCUAUUCUGUAGCUGGUUAGGGUGAGAAGAUUCUUAAAAAAACAGCAGUUCCAAAAUCAAACACCCCCACACCCACCACCCCGCCCCCUCCCCUCACACCCCCUAACCCCUUCUAAUCACCAACAAAGAGACCCAUUCACGACUUCAGACGAUCCAAGGAAAAGGACCGUCUGUUGUCUCGGAAAAAAUCAAAAGCACUGCCCAUUGGCGGGGAAAGUUAGCACACAAGACAACGUCUGAAGCUGUUUCUCACCCCAGAUUUUGACCUUGCUGUUUAUAGUAGUUUGUUAGUAAUUGCCAUUAUAAUUCUAAUUGUUAUUAUUAUUGUUAUUAUUAUUGUUGUUAUUAUUAUAAUUAUUGUAAUUAUGUUUUUUUUAAUUUGUAGAUUUUUUUUUUCUUUAUACGACCUUGUUGUAAAUGCUAACAGAUGACUGAGGGAGAGAAGACGUGUGUGGCUAAUAGCAGAAGCCGAGGACAUUUUAGGAUGGUGUCUCUCUGCCUGCUCUCUGAGCUCUUUGAUACAAAGCAAUGAUCUGACCUUCCCAUCGUAAUCUGUAAUUUGACAUUCCGAAAGGGCUUGGCCACUCUGUGGGAUGUCUAGCUCUCCAGCUCAUUGGGGAAUUUUAAAACAGUGUGGUGGCUGGUUGCCCUCCGCAGAAAAAUAACUCUCUCCCUUAGGCAUGGGGAACUGGGACAAGGGCAUUUUUCAAGAAAAGGCUGUUGGAGGAAACGGAAGUUAUAAAACAGAAGAAAUUUGAAUUCAAGAAGGACAAAGUGAAAGUCCUUUAGCCUGCUGCUGGGGUGUUAUGGUGUACCCCUCACUGCUUGUUCCCCUGUGUAUGCACAUCUGUAUGCACUCAGUGGGACAUCAGGAUCAUGACAAACCCACCAAAGGUUUUCAUCAGAUAGUUCCUAAAACGGGUUUGCAUCCAGUUCCUUCCUAACAUGUCUUACAUUCCAGAAUAUGAUACUUCAUGUGAUAUUAACCUUUACCAACUGAAAGACCUUUCUGUAAAGUAAACAUUCCAUGACACUGCUAGCAUAACCGAUUCAAGUUUUGACCAAUUUAAUGACACUGUCCAGAGAGAGGGGUCCUAGCCAACUAAAAUCCUCAGAAUACUCUGUGUGUUAUGAUCAUAUUUUCAUUGGCUAGGAUUUCUCCAAAGAUAAGGCUGCAUUGCAGUAUGUUAGUUCUAAAGUGCUGAACAACAAGCUGAUUAGGAAUCUUUUCCUUUGAACCUCACCUGGUGUUUAAAAGUAGACAGAGAAAAGGUAACAUCUACACAAGUGCCGAAGCAAUUGUGCUUUCAAAUUCUGUUUUAUUCCUAAAAUGGCCUUUGUAUUGUGGACAUUACAUAAGUAAUUUAAAUCCUUUUUAGAUCCCUUUUCUGAUCAUAACAGUUCCAUUAAAAAGUAAUUUUGCUCUGAUAUUCAGAAGUUUUUUUUUUUAAAUCAGUAAACCAACUCCAAGAAUACUAUUGGGACUCAGAAACAAUCUGAUCUGAAGUACACUGUCUCACCUACUCUGUGCAAGUACAUUGCUGUAGGGUUUUCCAGCAUUUUAGUAUCAGGUUGACAGAAAGCUCUUGUAUCUUGAACUCCAGUUAAUAUGCAUUCAUAGACCUAUAGAAAAAAAAACAACGGAAAAAGUUAAUAGUGAAUAUCAAACAUUUGUGUAGCGCUUAUAGUUUAUCUUGGGCACAAUCUAUUUAGUCACAUAUAAAGUUCAUUGUACAGUAGACAUAAGCAGAUUGUGUAUUGUAUGUUUAUAAAGAGUAUGUUUUAUACUAAAACAAAAAAACGUGCAGUGGUAGAUUGAACGAGAGACCUGUGGAAGUCUUUUAUAAUGCAUCUUUGAUUUACAUUCCUUAAUAUUGUUUUUAUAUUUUUAUUUGCCUCUUUUUUUGUUUUUAAUUUGUCGUAUUGAUGUUUUUGGGAAAAAAAAAACGGACAGAUCGUAUCGCUUUUGCUUACGGGAAGCAACAGACUCUUGAUGAAAAAGGACAUAAAGUAGAUCAACUCACCCACCUCAAGUAUUAAUCAAAUAUUUAAAUAAAUGUAGAAUAUUCUACCAGAAAGACUGAGAACAUGUCAUCUGGAUGGCCAGAGCAAGGGCCAGUAUCAGAGAAUGACGGGGAAUAUUCCAUCUGGACAGAUCACUGGACAAUAGGAACGUGUUCUACGUUUACACAAGCUGUUACUACUGGAAGCGUAUUCUUCUGUGGUUUGGUCUGACAUUCCGAACUUGAUUCCGAAAGCAGUGUUUUGAGGAACAACAGCAAAAAACAAAAUAAAACUGUAGCGUGUGCAUGGACUCAUGGUUUCCACAAAAAGGUGCUUUUUCUGCUCCUUCCCUGCCAAAGCACUGCAAGUGGCAAACCGCGGACCUCUGCUGCCAUUGGAGACAUGGACAUCUCCUCCUGGAUGAAUCAGGAUGCGUGAGCAGGGCUGUACAUAUACUGCCAGACACUUGACCUCAAUAAAACAGAAACAACGACAACAACAAAAAAAAAAUCUUGAUUUUCUUCUCCUUCUUCGGCUCUCGAGGCGGAUCCAAACCUUCAUUUUAAAUGCUGAGACUUUGUGUAUUUUUUAAAAAAAAUCAACAAAAAUGGGAAAAAAAAAAGAAAAAAAUGGAGAAAUAAAAAAAACGCUUCUAGUAUAUAACACUCAUUUCUAACACUUGCAUUUAUCAACGUUGGGAUAUUUAAAGCACUAUGUGACCUG